GUGGGUAGUGUGGGACAUGAGGAUUGGAGGACUUUCUGCACCGCCACACUCUUCGUUCUUUCUGCUUGUUUGACGGCGCGACGUUUUCCUGCUCAAAGCAGAUUGUUACCUUGUACUUCAGCGUUGAUGUAAAUAAAUAUGUGGAGAUGAAUUUCAUGAAGCUGAUCGGAACUGUUUUGGCUGUUUGUUGUCAUCAAGGCUGCGCACUCAAAGGCUUCAGCAGUCAGCGCAUAUGCCGUCGGGGAACUGAGAGGCCGUGCUACAAGAUAGCUUACCACCAGGACAGUGGAUACAGGGUGAGCUUCGAAGAGGCCAGGCGGAAGUGCAGGGAAGACGACGGCGAGUUGCUCAGUAUUGAAACAGAAAGCGAACAGAGGCUAAUGGAGAAGUUUGUUCAAGGUGCACCGGUUGCUGAAGGUGACUUCUGGAUUGGACUUCGAAGGAAUCAAGGCUACAAAGAGUCAGGAUCUGCAGAAUGCUCAUCACAGUAUUACUGGCUGGAUCAUAGCCAGGCCACCUACAGGAACUGGCUGUUGAAUGAGCCCUCGUGUGGUUUUGACCACUGUGUGGCCCUGAAGUACAGUCCCAAUCCUCCUGCUUCUCUGAAAGGUCUCCAUUUGUUCAAGUGGAGUGAUAUCAGAUGCAACAGCAAAAAUAACUUCAUAUGCAAAUAUGCAGAAAUACCUACAGUUCCUACUCCUGCUGGAAAUUCCACUGCUCACUCAGCAGUAACUCUCAAACAACUGCCUGUCACAGUGAAUGGCGAAAAGAUAAAAAACAGAUUUUCUGAAUCAUCAGUGUCUCUUUCAGAUGAAGCUAUCAACAUUUCCUACAUCCUCCUGGCUACUGUACCUGGUUUGCUUCUGAUAAUACUGGUGGUCUCUGGGGUGUUCUGUUACAGAGUCAUGGCUAGAAAGAGAAAAGAAGAAAAUGACAUCUAUGCUGUACCAGGUCAAUGGGUGCCUGCAAGUGCCCUGAAAAACAGCAGAAGCCCAGAUCCCAGUGAUGGUCCCAGGCGGAAUGGGGCCCAACUAGAAUACAUGAGCUCAGAUAUCAGCAGGACAUUUAGUUCAACAGACUAUGAGAACAUUCCCAGCAAUACCGCUGGCUUUGUCACCAACGACAUAUAUGAGACCUGCAACACUCCAGCCAACAUGGAGGCAGGAUGGGUGGAUAAUGACAUUUAUGGAUACUGAACCUCUCCAGUGAUGUGAUGGAGACCAAAAUUGAUUGACUUCCGACUCACCUGGCUUUAAUUCAUCUCAACUUAUUUUGUAUUUGUGCUUUGACUUUCAUACAAUCUACAAUAACCUGAUGUGAAGGACAUGGGGUCCUGUGAAUUCUCAUUCCUGAGGUUUCUCUGAAAUGGGCAGUACAAAAAAACACAAAAUUUCAUCACCUCAUUGCCAAUUCCUCUGUGCACAGGAAAAAGACAGUGCAUACGGAAACUCACACUCACGUCCUGUCCUGACUGGCCUAUUCCCGUUGACUUUGUUUUUCAGACUCUGUUGAUUCUACCAGUUCAAAGGCAAAAUAAUGGCAUUCAUUUUGCUUAGCUUGGCUGUUUUUAAGGUGUUAAAAAUCCUGUUUGCAGCAUAAAAGCAUAAAACUGUCAAUGUUUUAUUCUUUUCCUGUUGUGCUUUAAAAUUAUACUGAAUGAAAUACCGGCAAAACAUUCUGCCAUACUGUUUUAAAUUGUUUGCAUAACAAACAAGAUAAGGAUUUGUUUUCAAAUUCAGGAUUUGUAUAUUUGUGGAAAUAUAUCCUGAUGGUUGUGUUUAAUACCCGUUACACUAUAAUUGAGUUAAUUUUCCUUCCAGAACACCUCAUAACUCUUGGUUGAAUGGUUUUAUUUCAGAACAAAUUAAUAUUCAAACUGGACAGUGUUUACAGUGCGUUUUUAACAAGACGGCAUCAUUGUCAAUAUGUUACAUUUACGCCAUUUUGAGUCUUGCUAGGACUUUGCAGCUAAACAUAGGACAUAAGCUUUUAUUGAUCAUUUUUUACACAUAUCUAUUUUUAUUAUGUAUGAGUCUGUAAUAAUCAGUCCAACAUUAUUUUAUACACACACACGCAAACACACACAUACACACAAUAAGCAGAUGUCCUGAAUGCCAUCAUAACAUUUUUUUUUUUAUUAUACUUUAGGACUCAUAUAAUUAUACCAAUAAACAUGUUAUUAAUGCAUUAUGGCU
Molecule: messenger RNA, 2195 nt
Organism: Tachysurus vachellii
Lineage: Eukaryota; Metazoa; Chordata; Actinopteri; Siluriformes; Bagridae
Gene: laynb
Product: layilin b
Exons: 7
Coding region: 147-1196 (349 amino acids)
Molecular function (GO): hyaluronic acid binding
Source: RefSeq, a predicted model, not a curated record